AUGCGUUUCGCAGAAUGCUUCAUCAGGAUCGCAGAUUACCAACCAGCCCGGAAUCGGGGAUAUGGCUCCAUUACAAAUCACAAGGAUGACAAAGAGAGAACUUACCUGGAUGAGAAGAUUCCUGUUCCAACCACAGACAGACCCGGCUUCAGCUUCCGCAAGCUCUGGGCAUUUACCGGCCCUGGAUUCCUGAUGAGUAUCGCCUACCUGGACCCGGGUAAUAUCGAGUCCGACCUGCAGUGCGGGGCAAUUGCUGGAUUCAAGCUCGUGUGGGUUCUGCUUGGUGCUACUUUCCUCGGACUGCUGUGCCAGAGGCUGGCGGUGCGGCUAGGUGUGGUGACCGGCAGAGAUCUGGGAGAAAUCUGCCGGGCUUAUUACCCAAAGGCCCCUCGCUGGAUAUUAUGGGUUUUAGUGGAAAUCGCCAUUAUCGGUUCAGACAUGCAAGAAGUCAUUGGUACCGCCAUUGCAUUCAGCCUCUUGUCAUCCGGGAAGAUUCCAUUAUGGGGCGGCGUCCUAAUAACCAUAGUGGACACGUUAUUCUUUCUGUUUCUUGAUAAAUACGGUCUCCGGAAACUUGAAGCUUUCUUUGCCUUCCUCAUCACUAUAAUGGCGAUCACAUUUGGUUAUGAGUAUGUGGUGGUCCACCCCGACCAGAAAGAGGUGUUAAAGGGAAUGUUUUAUCCGUACUGCUCUGGCUGCGGAUCCCCUGAAUUACUCCAAGCCGUGGGAAUUAUCGGAGCCAUUAUCAUGCCACACAACAUAUACCUGCAUUCCUCGUUGGUCAAGACUAGAGAAGUGGAUCGUAAGAAGAAGGAGGAGGUCAGCGAAGCGAACAAAUAUUUCCUGAUUGAGUCGACCAUCGCCCUGUUUGUGUCCUUCCUCAUUAACCUCUUCGUCAUGUCUGUGUUUGCCGAGGCUUUCUACAAAAAGACCAACUUGGAUGCUUUCAAUGAAUGUAAUCAUAGCAGCAGCCCCCACGCUGAUUUCUUCCCUCCCACCAACGAUUCCUUGGACGUGGACAUCUACAGUGGGGGUAUUAUCCUGGGCUGCUUCUUCGGGCCCGCUGCCCUCUACAUCUGGGCUGUCGGCAUCUUGGCUGCUGGGCAGAGCUCCACCAUGACAGGAACAUAUGCCGGACAGUUUGUGAUGGAGGGCUUCCUGAACCUGAAAUGGUCUCGAUUCUACCGGGUGCUGUUCACCAGAUCAUGCGCCAUCAUACCCACAGUGUUUGUGGCGGCAUUUCAAGACGUUUCUCACCUGACAACGAUGAAUGACCUGCUCAACGUUCUUCAAAGUAUUUUGCUGCCCUUCGCCCUCCUCCCGGUCCUGACCUUUACCAGCAUGCGACCUCUGAUGCACGAUUUCACCAACGGCAUAGUCGGUAAAGUGGUCGCCAUCUUGCUCACUGCGCUAAUCAUCGCCAUAAACUUGUAUUUUGUGGUGGUUUACAUCCCGAAACUGCAGCACAUCGGCCUGUAUGUGCUCGCUGGAUUCAUUCUGUUAUUUUAUGCCGUCUUCACAUUUUACCUGUUAUGGACAUGCUGCCUCGCCCAUGGAGUUAAGUUCCUGUCCAAUGAGCGACACGUUCAGUUCUCCUACGGACUGCCGGAGGACUACCAAAACCCGCCAGGGACACAGUGA
Nanorana parkeri is the source of this 1641-nucleotide messenger RNA. RefSeq names its product solute carrier family 11 member 1 (gene SLC11A1). Gene Ontology annotation, molecular function: cadmium ion transmembrane transporter activity; iron ion transmembrane transporter activity; manganese ion transmembrane transporter activity. The record is from RefSeq and is a predicted model, not a curated record. Gene Ontology annotation, biological process: metal ion transport. The coding region runs from base 1 to 1641 and encodes 546 amino acids. The transcript is spliced from 15 exons. Gene Ontology annotation, cellular component: plasma membrane. Lineage: Eukaryota; Metazoa; Chordata; Amphibia; Anura; Dicroglossidae.